Phytophthora sojae is the source of this 870-nucleotide messenger RNA. RefSeq lists its product as hypothetical. Bases 1 to 870 code for a protein of 289 amino acids. The record is from RefSeq and is a predicted model, not a curated record. The transcript has 3 exons. NCBI's taxonomy places the organism in Eukaryota, Oomycota, Peronosporomycetes, Peronosporales, Peronosporaceae. Gene Ontology annotation, molecular function: ubiquitin binding.
AUGGCGCAGAGCUUCCGCGAUGAGCUGGCCGCGCUGCGCGGCAUGUUCCCGUCCUGGGACGUCGAUGUGCUGGAGGAGCUGCUAGAGGCGCACCAAGGAGACGUGGAGAGCACGGUGGAUUCGCUGCUGGCCAUGGACGCGACGCCUGGCGCCGCAGAGGAGCUCGCGUCGCAGCCGCCGCCUGCACCACAAGCUCAAGCCCAAGCAACUCCGAGGUCUCCUGCGCGUCGGCAGCGCAGUCCGAUGGCGUCUCCGUCGGCCUCUCCAACUAGACAGACGCGCGGACGUGUCAAGCUUCCCGACGACUUUUUGCGCCUGCCCGUGGACGAGUUCGGCAGCUUGUCCGAGCAGGAGGAGCGCGACGCGAUCCUGGCGCGCAUGCUGCAGGACCAGUUCUUCCGGGACGAAGUGCUGUCCAGUGAAGAGUUUUCGUCGCACUUCCAUGAGAACAGGUCCUCCCGGCAGAGUCAGAGUUAUCCGCCCGAAAAGACGGCAGCUGAGAUCGCGAGCGAGACGUACACGGCAAUGAGCGAGAAGUUCACCUCCAUGAGCGAAGGUGAGUGGGGUCAAGCUGACACACUGCUGAAUGCUUCGCUGGAUGUAGUCAUGAAGAACAAGAUGCACGAGAUGUACAUGCGCUUCCAGAUGCGCAACGACGCGCCUGCCGCCAGAGACCCCAAGAGCCAACGCCCGCUCAUGGAGGAUGACAGCGACUCCAGCGAGGAUGAGGACUUGAACGACAACCCGGACGUACGGCGCCGCAACAUGGACCAACGUCGCAGUCAAGGAUCGCCGAGGCGAUGGAGCCCUCGUAACUUGUCGCGGAGGUCCAACACUGGCGCCAGCGCGUACUCCAAGAAGGACGACUAA